AUGUGUGUAAGAUCGAUUCCCUCUAUACAGACCGUUCAUGUUCACCCCUCUUUUUCCGAAGCUCCUAUGAGCUACGCAGAGGACGACAAAGGUCCUUUCAUAGUCCAUGUCUCACGAGAAGUCUCAGACCCAGCCUCAGGAACUACGAUCCGAGCCAUUAAAUUUGGUCAGUUCUUACAUACAAAUAAAAUUAAAUCCGUUGUUAAUGACGGCGUUAAGAACGUUGGACGAAAUAAAAUUUCUGUACAAUUUACUUCUGCAGAAGCAGCCAACUCUUUUUUAUCUAAUCCGGUUCUCGACUUGUGUAAAUAUAAAACUACUGUACCGACAUACAACAUCACUAGAAUCGGCUUGGUUAAAGGCGUACCAGUAGACUGGUCUAUGCAGGAACUAGUUGAGUCCUUGGAGCUUCCCUCCGGUUGUGGACAGGUCAUGAAGGCCCGACGUCUAAAUAGAAAAACAAUAAGCGAAGGUACUGUUACUUGGAUACCUACUCAAUCUGUUGUCCUGACUUUCAGGGGGCAAAUGCUCCCAGAAAAAAUAUAUUCCUACCAUACAUCCCUUCCCGUAGAAAUUUAUAAGUUCCCGACAAUCCAAUGUCUCAUCUGCUGUCGUUAUAGUCACAUAAAAACUCAGUGUAGGUCAAAGCCUAGAUGCUAUAAAUGUGCGCAGCCUCAUACUGGUGAGUCAUGUGAGGUUUCUGAAGAUAAUGCGACAUGUUUACACUGUUCAGGCAAACAUUUUACUAUCAAUAAGUCCUGUCCAGAGUUUUCUCGUCAGCAAUCCAUCAAGGUCAUCAUGGCACAGGAGAGCAUUUCGUACUUGGAAGCAUCCUCCCGUAUCCCCCUUCCACUAGAUCCUAUGCAGAAGUAG
Messenger RNA from Melitaea cinxia (Glanville fritillary), 873 nucleotides. RefSeq lists its product as uncharacterized. The record is from RefSeq and is a predicted model, not a curated record. Lineage: Eukaryota; Metazoa; Arthropoda; Insecta; Lepidoptera; Nymphalidae. The coding region runs from base 1 to 873 and encodes 290 amino acids. The transcript has a single exon.